Thalassophryne amazonica is the source of this 1737-nucleotide messenger RNA. RefSeq names its product aldehyde dehydrogenase 9 family, member A1b (gene aldh9a1b). Lineage: Eukaryota; Metazoa; Chordata; Actinopteri; Batrachoidiformes; Batrachoididae. Bases 141 to 1691 code for a protein of 516 amino acids. The record is from RefSeq and is a predicted model, not a curated record. The transcript has 11 exons. Gene Ontology annotation, molecular function: 4-trimethylammoniobutyraldehyde dehydrogenase (NAD+) activity; aminobutyraldehyde dehydrogenase (NAD+) activity.
GGGCGUUAAGAUAUGUCAGCGUAAAGUCUUUCACACGCAGUAGCUGCUGUUUUGAAAUGAUAGUGUUAUAUAUUGUUAAAGUACUGAGCGCUUACAUCACAGUUAUUAACUUUGAUUUCUAGCAGCAGGCCGAGCUAAACAUGCUCCGGAGGCUCUCUGUGCGCCCCCGGCCCGCCGCUCUGCUGGUAGCCGCCGCUCGGUGCGUCUGCUCCGGCUCUGUGCACGUCACCGCCCCGCUGAACUUCUGGGCUGGAAAGAGAAAGAAGAUCACGGAGAACAAAGUGAAUCAGGAAGACGUUUACGAACCUGCAACAGGGCGAAUUUUGUGCCAUUUGCAUCCAUGUGGUGCUACGGAAGUCGACCAGGCUGUGAACGCUGCCAAGGUGGCCUUUGGGCAUUGGAGCCAAAUGUCUGGGAUGGAGAGGGCAAGGAUCAUGAUCGAGGCUGCCCAAAUUAUCAAGAGGAGGAGAGAGGAGAUAGCUGAAAUGGAGGUGGUCAACAAUGGGAAGUCCAUCACAGAGGCCCGACUGGAUGUCGAUUCUGCCAGACUCUGUAUAGAGUACUAUGCAGGACUGGCCAAUACUUUGGCAGGUCAGCAUGUGCAGUUGUCCGGGGGAUCCUUUGCCUACACACGGAGAGAGCCUCUGGGAGUCUGCGUUGGCAUUGGUGCUUGGAAUUACCCAUUCCAGAUAGCUGCCUGGAAAUCAGCUCCAGCUCUGGCCUGUGGUAACUCCAUGGUGUUCAAGCCAUCCCCGGUGACUCCUGUGACCGCUGUCAUGCUGGCAGAUAUCUACGCUGAGGCCGGGGCUCCAGACGGGCUGUUUAACGUAGUGCAGGGCGGCCAGGAGACCGGCCACUUCCUGUGCCACCAUCCAGAUGUGGCUAAAGUGUCCUUCACUGGGAGUGUGCCCACAGGCAAGAAGAUUAUGGAGAUGGCAUCCAAGGGGGUGAAGCCUGUGACGCUGGAGCUGGGGGGGAAAUCUCCUCUGCUCAUUUUUCAGGACAGCGAUCUGGACAACGCAGUGAGGGGAGCGCUCAUGGCUAACUUCCUGUCUCAAGGACAGGUCUGUAGCAACGGUACAAGGGUGUUUGUUCAGAGGAGCAUUCUGCAGGAAUUUGUGGAGGAAGUGGUGAGGAGGACACGGGCGAUUGAAAUAGGAGACCCACUAUUAGAGAGCACUCAGAUGGGAGCACUGGUUAGCCGACCGCACCUGGACAAAGUCUUGGGCUUUGUGGAUCAGGCAAAGAAAGAGGGAGCUAGCGUGCUGUGUGGAGGUGAGCCGUAUCUCCCAUCAGAUCCCAAACUCAGAGGUGGAUACUACAUGACUCCAUGUGUUCUGGGCAACUGCACGGAUGAUAUGACCUGUGUGAAGGAGGAGAUCUUUGGUCCCGUCAUGUCUGUGUUGCCCUUUGAAACAGAAGAGGAGGCGCUGCAGAGGGCCAACGACACCACCUUGGGUCUGGCUGCUGGAGUUUUCACCAGGGAUGUGAAGAGAGCCCAUCGAGUGGUUGAACAUCUUAAGGCUGGAUCAUGUUUCAUCAACAACUACAACAUCACUCCUGUGGAGGUGCCUUUUGGAGGCUUCAAAAUGUCAGGCAUUGGGAGGGAGAACGGACAGGUGACGAUUGAAUACUACUCCCAGCUGAAGACUGUCUUUGUGGAAAUGGGAGAUGUGGACAGCCUCUUCUAGAGUCUGGAUUCAGUAGAAAACCUGAGCAUCACCACUGAUCCAGAAA